Molecule: messenger RNA, 981 nt
Organism: Dendrobium catenatum
Lineage: Eukaryota; Viridiplantae; Streptophyta; Magnoliopsida; Asparagales; Orchidaceae
Product: putative transcription factor bHLH086
Exons: 5
Coding region: 1-885 (294 amino acids)
Biological process (GO): regulation of DNA-templated transcription
Molecular function (GO): protein dimerization activity; DNA-binding transcription factor activity
Source: RefSeq, a predicted model, not a curated record
AUGGCACUUGCCAAUAUGCAUGGGCUUGAUCUUUCAUAUCUUGAGCAUUUAGCCUUCAAAAGCAAACACGACUUUAUGCUUGAGGAAGAAGGGUGCACCAAAAACUAUCCUUCAGUACUCCCAGCCCUCUCUGAUCAAAGCAACAUGCGUGACAAUAGCUCUCUUAUGUUUCUGGAAACAAUCUCUUCAUCUCAAGAAGCUCAAACUGUUUUCAACAUCAAGGUUGGUGCCGACCACUGGAUGCAAUCCAACUCUUCAGUUCUUAGUUUUGAACAAAAGUUUGGUUUUGGAGAGAAUUGUAUUAAUUGGGUUGAACCUAUGGACUAUGACUAUCAAAUGAACCACCACCAUACCUUGAAGAGUGCAAGUGAUUCUUGUGAAUUAGAAACACCUGAUUAUGCUUUAAUGGAUAGUCAACUUGGCCAAAACCGGUUCAAGAUUUUUUAUUCGACCACAAAUUCUGGUGAUGAUCUUGAAGAUAUCAGUUGGCAGCAGCAAAGCCUGCAAAAGCGCCAAUUCUUGGGUGGUGACAUGCAAGCUUCAAAAAAGCAUUGUGGCAAUAACAAGAAGCAAACCAAGGCAAAGAUAACUACUACAUCAAAGGACCCACAAAGUAUUGCAGCAAAGAUUCGAAGAGAGAGGAUAAGUGAACGGCUUAAAAUCUUACAAGACCUUGUUCCAAAUGGCACGAAGGUAGACUUGGUUACCAUGCUAGAGAAAGCCAUAAGCUAUGUCAAGUUUCUUCAAUUGCAAGUUAAGGUUUUGGCAACUGAUGAGUUCUGGCCAGCUCAGGGAGGAAAGGCACCUGAAGUUUCUCAUGUGAAGGAGGCCAUUGAUGCGAUCUUAUCUUCUCACCGAGAAAGGAACUCCAACUUUAACUUCUGACCAUUUCGAGGCUUGGUUAUUUAAUAAGUAACUACUACAUUGAAAUCUCGGGACCCCAUACACAAGAGAUCGCAGGAGAAGCAAAGGGCAGAAAAG